AGACUCUGAAUUAUCUUCCCCUUGAGCUUCUAGCCAUCUAGCCUCUACCUUACUGACCGUAGCCAUGUCUGCUCUCUCUCUCUUGCACAAACCCUUUCUUAUCUCUCUAAAAGGCCCGUCUCUUCUCUCUCUAACAACCCAAAUCAAAACACACAGAACCCAAUUCAGUAAACCUAAAAGACCUACUAAAAUCAUCACGGCCAAAUCCAACGGCGGUGACUCAGCAGAUACCGGAGACCGAAUAAUCUCUGCAGUCUGCUACUUUUACCCAUUUUUUGAUGGAGUCCAGUAUGGAAAAUACGUGAUAACCCAGUUCUCUCCCAUUCACGCUCUUAUCCAGCCUUUGUUCCCGGCUAUAAGAGUCUUCAAGAGCUUUCCCCUUAAUGGGUUUUUGGCUAUUGUGCUCGAUGUGCUUCUUAUUUUUCCAGAUUUGCUGGAGAGGAGUUUUAAUCCUAGAGAUGGAUUGGGAUUGGAUUUGUUGAUGAGUUUGGACAGUACUGUAUUUCUUUACCUUUUGGUUUGUCUGAUUUAUGGGUCUAGUUCUUGUUUGCUGGGUCAGGUUCCUAGGUUGCCCAUUGUUGCAGAAGCUGCUGAUAGGCAGGUUCUUUAAAUUAAACACCCAAUUUGGGUUUUUGUUUAUUGCUGCUGUACUGCAUUUGUAAUUUAUUCUGCCAAAAGAAGAAAAUAAAUUUAUUAUGUUUGAGGAUA
Molecule: messenger RNA, 708 nt
Organism: Hevea brasiliensis (rubber tree)
Lineage: Eukaryota; Viridiplantae; Streptophyta; Magnoliopsida; Malpighiales; Euphorbiaceae
Product: protein TIC 20-v, chloroplastic
Exons: 2
Coding region: 65-610 (181 amino acids)
Source: RefSeq, a predicted model, not a curated record